AUGACCGAUGUGUUUGGACCUUCAACGACCAACAGUCAGUCAUCCAGAACUCCUCAAAACAAAGGCAAGGCCUGGCGUAAUCAAUUGCAUGCCCAACUUGAGAAUGAAAGAAAAUUGGGCGGAACCUCAAAAAGGAACAGGAUGAAGAGUUCCAAAAAUGCCUUGAACUGGAUAGAAAAAAGCAAGCAGCUUUGGAGGGAGAAAUUGAAGAACUCUCCAAAUUGGAGAAAUUGCGGUCCAUAAAGGCUUCAAGAGUUCCUGCUGAACCAGAAUGUGGCUCUCCCCGUGUGCUAAUGGUGGCACAACAUCCUUUCCAGAGAAGAGUAACGAGAUUCUUUUCAGCAGCGGAAAAGAUGGUGGCUGUCUACGAUUGGUCAGGCUCCUUAGAUCUACACCCAGAACAUUUCAGUUUACAAGUCCACCCUGCAACUACUAUAUCACCUGAGGAGGGCAUAUUUGGCUAUGAGGGUGUGGUCAUGUACAUGAAGGCUUUGGAUGAACCACUCCUCAUGGGCACAGGCUCCCCAGAGAUCAGUUCUCAUAGGUUUUGGUACUUGUACUAG
Porites lobata is the source of this 563-nucleotide messenger RNA. The record is from the annotation of a GenBank genome assembly. Lineage: Eukaryota; Metazoa; Cnidaria; Anthozoa; Scleractinia; Poritidae.